Messenger RNA from Bactrocera dorsalis (oriental fruit fly), 753 nucleotides. RefSeq lists its product as uncharacterized. The transcript has 2 exons. The record is from RefSeq and is a predicted model, not a curated record. Lineage: Eukaryota; Metazoa; Arthropoda; Insecta; Diptera; Tephritidae. Bases 1 to 729 code for a protein of 242 amino acids.
AUGGCAUUGCACAAACGCCACCCAGUAGGGUAUUUUAAGUGCUCUAGGGGCAAUUGUAGGACGAAAUCCCUUAUUUCAAGGGCAGCGGGCACGUGGUUUGAAGGCGUCAAAAUAAGCUUUCCCCACGUGUUUUACAUAAUGUAUUGCUUUGCCCACCGCUUUACUCGGGAAGGUAUUUAUAGGGAAAAUUAUGUGAGCGUUGGAACAAAACUGUCAUCUGCCACUAUCUCCGACUGGUAUAGCUACUGCAGAGAAGCGGUAGUUAUAUUUCAGUUAGACCAUCAAGAAUUCAAAGGGAAGAUUGGUGGUCCAGGUAAGGUAGUGCAGAUUGACGAAAGUAAAUUCGGGAAACGCAAAUACCACAAAGGAAGACGCGUAGAAGGGCAUUGGGUGCUGGGAAUGAUAGAGGAUGGCAGUGAGGACCUCAGACUGGAGGUAUGCUCUGACAAUGUACGUUCCGCUGAGGUCCUCAUCCCUCUUAUUCGUAAACAUGUUCACGAAGGAACAACCAUAAGGACCGAUUUUUGGCGCGCAUAUGAAUGCCUCCCGGAGUAUGGUUACAACCAUGAAAAGGUUAACCAUAGUGACCCUGACAAUCCAUUCGUCGCCGAGGAUGGCACACACACCCAAAGAAUAGAGUCUCAUUGGCGUGUAGUAAAAAGAUUCUUUUACAAAGAUAACUAUAAUAAUCCGGCAAACUUUGCUGAUGUUAUAGUAGAAUUUCUAUAGAGGCGGGAAAUCCAAAAAAAACAU